Ostrea edulis (European flat oyster) is the source of this 1522-nucleotide messenger RNA. RefSeq names its product L-proline trans-4-hydroxylase-like. The record is from RefSeq and is a predicted model, not a curated record. The transcript is spliced from 9 exons. Bases 65 to 898 code for a protein of 277 amino acids. NCBI's taxonomy places the organism in Eukaryota, Metazoa, Mollusca, Bivalvia, Ostreida, Ostreidae.
CUCAUAUUUAAUGGAUAUGUAGGUUAUCUUCACACAAAAGUAUACGUACCUUCAUCCAUGCAAUAUGUCAGGCGAUAAUUUUGAAAUCACAGAAGAACGUCUAAAGGAAUUUAAUGACAAUGGGUUUAUCAUUGUCAAAGGGUUUUUUGACGCAGAGGAAAUUCGCAAAUUAAAGAAAUGCUUUGAAGACACCGAGGAAGUGGUGAACAAUAAAAUGAAAGUAGAUGACAGUUUAGGAAAAGAGGUAAAUCUGACGGUUUGGAGUCAUCCUGGAAAUGACGUCACAGGGAUGGCAGCAAGGUCUGAAAAAGUCACCAAUGCAGUGGAGAAGUUACUUGGAGGAUCCGAAAUUUACCAUUACCAUGGGAAGUUGAUACAGAAGAAUGCCAAGUCAGGUGGGACGUUCCUGUGGCACCAAGAUUAUGGUUAUUGGUACAAAAACGGAUGCCUCUUUCCAGAAAUGAUUACAGUGUUUCUUGCAUUGGACAAGUGUGAAAAAGCUAAUGGAUGCUUGAAGGUUCUGAAAGGCUCACACAAAUGUGGUCGUAUACAGCAUAGCAUGGUCGCUGGUCAAACAGCAGCAGACAUUGAUAGAGUGAGAGAAUUGAAGAAGAAAUUGGACUUGGUAUAUGUCGAAUUAGACCCAGGAGAUGCUCUGAUUUUCCAUUGUAACCUGCUUCACUGCAGUGGAGCGAAUGAGUCGGACAGACGGCGAUGGGCGUACCUUAUGUGUUACAACACCCGUAAUAAUAACCCAGUGAAAGUUCAUCACCAUCCAUGCUACACUCCUCUGCUUAAGGUUCCAAAUUCUGCCAUCAAAGAAUGUGAGAACUACACAGAUUUUACAGGGAAAAAAUUCAUGGACCCAAAGGAAAGUUCUACAUCAAAAGCCAAGUAAAUUUGGUGGAUAUUUGUAUAGAAUCGCCAACUGAGUAGGGGGGAAAUGACAAACGUAUUUACAUCAGAUAAUGCAAUUUUUCAAUAUUUUGUGUGAAAAAGAACUUGAUGUACUGAUUAAAUAAAUGUACAAAUCCUAGAUUAGAUAGUAGAAAAGUUAACCAUAUUCAGGUUGAAAAUGUUCAUGUAUACAGCAAGAGCGUUUAGAGAAAAGAAUCCCCACAAGAAUGCCAGAUCGCUUCCCAUCCAAAGAUCACUUCCAAAAUGUCAUCAAGUCAUCAUAACUAAAAUUUCAACGAAAUCCAAUCGAUUAUAUAUACAUAUUCAACUGUUUUCUCUUAUACCCGAUAUAACACUAUUACGAGCAAUACGUAUCUAUCACUGUAUAAAUACCUAUACGGGGUCAACAGAGGUCACGGCCGUGCGUAUGAACAUUUGUUAAAACGUAGGUUAUCGGUGCAUGUACUACUUUUGCUAAUGUAAUACAAAUCUAGCCAUCGCUUCAGCUUAUUACAGAAGUCUAUCAAUAGAUGAAAUCAACAUCACAAAAUGUAUUUAUGAUUUUAUGUGUAUUCCAAGCAGUGGACUUUCAUCAAUAAUAAACACAUCUCUGUAAAACAAUGUC